Messenger RNA from Plasmodium cynomolgi strain B, 3849 nucleotides. Its product is annotated as DNA repair protein. Gene Ontology annotation, molecular function: ATP-dependent DNA damage sensor activity; ATP binding; mismatched DNA binding. The record is from RefSeq and is a predicted model, not a curated record. The transcript has 2 exons. Bases 1 to 3849 code for a protein of 1282 amino acids. NCBI's taxonomy places the organism in Eukaryota, Apicomplexa, Aconoidasida, Haemosporida, Plasmodiidae. Gene Ontology annotation, cellular component: MutSalpha complex; nucleus. Gene Ontology annotation, biological process: mismatch repair.
AUGGCCGAUUUCAGCAAGUCCAACUCGUCCGGGACUGUGAACAAGAAGCAGGCAUCCAUUCUGAGCUUCUUCAAGACGCAGGAUGUGAAGGGAAAGAAGGUAACUAGUGCAGGGGGGGAAGUAGCCAAAGAAAGCAAAAUCGAUGCAGAUAAGAAUGGCGGUCAGGAACUCAGCUCGGCGAUAAACACGCUGGACAAAUUUGCAGCCAAUGUUGGGAAGAAACAGGAGGGGGGAAAUGAAGCAGAGCGAAACUGCGAAACGAGUUUCAUCGCAGUGAAGGACUCAAAUGAGAAUAAGCAAAAUGGAUGCAGUACAGGAACCCCCCAAGCGAACCUAUUCUCCGAUGACAACGAUGAUGUGAACAAAAGUGAGGUUAAAAGCUCGAUGGGAAAAAAAGAAAUCGAAGUGAAGGAGAGUUACGAUAAGGGAUAUGAAGACAACGCAGAGUUGAGCACCGAAGAAGAUAUCAUUGUGAGGAAGAAAAGAAAAAUUAUAAUAGAUUCGUCAAGUGAAGAAAUAUAUGACGGAUCUAACGAGAGAAAUGAAAGUAAUGGAAAGAACGUAAAGAGGAAGGUACUCUCAGGAAGUGAAGGGGUUGGUGUCGAUGGGAAGUUAAACAAUCUGGUUUAUGAGCCGAGUAAGAAUAUCAAGACGGAGGAAACGUUAUUCACUAAUGAGCAAAGCUCAAAGGAUAUUAUAAAUAUCCAUCGUCGAAAGGGAGAAGAUGGGAAGAAGUCUCAAGAAUUGGAUACACUAAGGAACAAGCUCCUGAGCAUGCCAAUAAGUCUGUCUAAUGAUAAAUUCAGACUAUACAUAGAACAAUACUUCCUUUAUUGCAAUACUUUUGAAUUUCCUAAAUGGGUUCAGCCACAGUAUAUCCGUGAUCUGAAUUUAAGGACUCCAGAUAAUGCAGAUUAUGAUUGCUCAACUAUUUGGACCCCUCCACCAGAUCAUCCCUGGGCGGUGGAAUACAAACAAGCUCACUACACCCCAGGAAUGCAACAGUUUUGGAAAAUAAAAUCAAAAAAUUUUGAUAAAAUAAUAUUUUUUAAAAUGGGAAGAUUUUAUGAAAUAUUCUACAUUGAUGCUUGUUUGAUGCAUACCAUUUGUGGAUUGAAUUGGAUGGGUGGAGAACAGAAACCUCACUUAGGGUUUCCAGAACAAUCACUACAUAUGUAUGCGAAAAAGGUUAUUAACUGUGGGCACAAGGUAGUCGUAAUUGAACAGAUGGAGACUCCAAAGGAGUUGGAGCAACGUAAUAAAGAAUCUUGCGGUCCGAAGGAUAAAGCUAUUAAGAGGGAGAUUAAUGAAAUAUUUACAAAGGGAACCAUUCUGCAUGAUAAUAUGCUCAGUUCAGAGACGAGGUAUUUGGUCUGUUUUCAUUUUGACGAUAUAGAAGAUGUAGAUGACGGAGUGGUGGAUGCUGGCAAUGGGGUAAAUGAGCGCCCAUUCAGGAGCAAAUGCAAUUUCGGCUUCGUCGUGAGCGACAUCGCUACAUCGUACAUCGCGGUAGGGUAUUGUAAAGACGAUGAGUCACGUAUCGAACUGAGGACAAUCCUCGCGCAGCUAUGCCCUGCAGAGAUUCUAUACGCUUCCAAAAAUAUCAAUAAGGAAGUGCUAUCCAUUUUUAAAAACAUCCCAGCGGAACCUGAACUGACAGCGGUGAGUUCCUUUCCGAAUAUAAUUGCCUCUCUAGAUGAAAUAAGGAAAUAUUUUGAACCCAUCCCUCCAAUUUUAGAAAUGCAUAAAGAACAGAACAGUGUGAUCUGUGCAUUUGGAGGGUUCAUUGUUUAUCUGAGAUCACUUUUGUUGGAUAAAAAAAUAUUUCGUUUCUGCAAAAUUGAGCAUUAUGAUCUUUUUAAGAGAGAAAAUUAUAUGGUUCUAGAUGCAACGGCAUUGAAGCAUUUGGAGAUUUUGGAGACUCAAUCUGGGGAAACAAAAAAUUCUCUGUUUGAUUAUGUGAACAAAACAUGUACUAAUUUUGGAGCGAGGAAUAUGAGGAGGUGGAUCUGUAGUCCACUACUCGACUGUACUAAGAUAAAUGAGCGAUUGGAUGUUGUGGAGUUUUUAAAAAAAAACGAGCAUAUCCUUUCCAUGAUCAGGUUGAAGUUGAAGAAGCUACCAGACAUAGAAAGACUGCUGAACAAAAUUUGCAUUCAAGCUUCUCAGAGCGAAAGGGGAGCCGUCUUUUUUGACAACAUAGUCAGCACUAAGCUGAAAGAAUUCAUGACCUUCUUAAAUGCCUUCAAAGAAAUAGGAAGCAUGCUAAUCGAAAUUAACACCAUAGAAAAAGACGAGGAGGAGUUACCUAAGCGGCUCUUUGAAAUUAGUAACACCCCAGAUAGGAAGAGUCUAAUACAAAAUGUACAAGGAAGCUACCCUCAUAUAGAAGAAAUAACUCUCGAGUUUUUAAAAAAAAUCGAAUUCGAUGGAGACAAGGAAUAUAAACCAGCGGAGGGAUGUGAUGAAGCCAUUGAUCUGAUUAACAAUAAAGAGAAGGAAGUCGAAAAUGAACUCAACAGUAUUUUAGCAAAUAUGAAAAGGAAUAUGAAAAUCUCCUCACUCAAAUAUGUUCAUGCUAAGUAUAAAUACGAAGUAGAGUGUCCAGAGAAUGUACCCAAAAGUUUUUUAAAGAAUGUAGAGAUCACGUCAGCUAAAAAAGGAUUUAUUCGAUUUCAAAAUGAUGAGAUAAAGCAAUGUGUUGAGAUGUUGGAAGAUAUAGAUCAGGAAAAGAAGGACGCCAUUUAUCCCUUCUUUAAGAAAAUGUUUCACUUAUUCUAUGCUCAUUAUGAGAAGUACGUAUCUGCUUGUAGACUGGUGGCCGAGCUGGACUGCCUGCAGGCCUUUGCCUUCGUGGCGCUGAACACACCCUUCGCGCUCACGCGCCCGGUUCUGCACCCGAUGAGGCGGAACGAAAACGCAGGGGAGAUCAGCCAAGACACGGGGGAGAUCAGCCAAGACACGGGGGAGAUCAGCCACGACACGGGGGAGAUCAGCCAAGACACAGGAGAGGUCAGCGAAACUAGGGGGAGCUCCGUAAGCGAGCCCUUUCUCAUCCUCGAAAAUAACAUUCACCCCGUGGUGGCCACGCUCAUGCCCAAUUUUAUCUCGAACAACAUAUACAUGGGCUGCAAGCAGGAGAACCAGUCCACACUGCUCCUCACGGGCCCCAACAUGGGAGGAAAGAGCACCCUGUUAAGGCAAACAGCUAUUUCGGUCAUUCUAGCCCAAAUAGGAGCCUUCGUCCCAUCUACCUACUGCGAACUGACAAUAGUUGAUAAAAUUUUUACUCGACUAGGAUCUAGUGAUAACCUGUUCGAAGGAAAAAGUACCUUCCUCGUGGAGCUGGAAGAUAUUUCGAACAUGUUAAAGCAGAGCACAAAAUACAGUUUGGCCAUUCUGGACGAACUCGGCAGAGGAACCUCUUCCUUUGACGGCACAGCCAUUGCCCUAUCGACUUUGGAGCAAAUUUCAGAUGUCCUCAAAUGCAGGUGCAUAUUCUCCACUCAUUACCAUCUCCUAGUGGAGGAAGUCAAACACAACAAAAAAAUUUCAAACUAUCACAUGAGCUUAAGUAUAGACGAUCAUCAGGAGAAAAUCAUUUUCCUAUAUAAAUUUAUUAAGGGAGUUUGUCCUAAAUCGUUUGGUAUUCACAUUGCCAAGCUAGCUGGCCUCCCCAAAGAAAUUAUCGACUUAGCGCACGAGAAGUCCACCCUCUUUGAGAACGUAACGGACGAAUUCUGCAAAAUUAUCAAAUACAAGAAUAUUGUGCGCUCCCUGCUCAGUGCCCCCGACGACGAGAAUUUGGGUGCCCUCUUCCGCAGGUACCGGGCCGAGUUCGCCUCCUGA